UUUCUUGAAUUUUGUUGAUUUCUCGACCGGCAAUUUUCUUUGUCUAAUUGUCAAAGUUUUCUCGAGUCUGCUGCUGUCACAUUACAUUCUCAAGAUAUCGAAUCGUUUGAUAUAUUUUAUGAACAUUUGAAGUGAUUUACAAAUUAUAGCGCAAAAUUUUAAAUUUCCAGUUGCAGGGUAUCAGAAAAUGUGACAUUUGGUUCGGUUUCUGUUUUUUGUGGAUAUCAGCUAACGCGCAGGUCCGACACUUCUAAAACAUGGCCGGUCGUAGUGGUUAUGAUGAUAGAGACAACAGGGACUAUGGAGGCGGUAGAAGAGGAGGCGGACGAAAGCCACUGCCAUCUGAACCACCAUUCAAAGCAUAUGUUGGAAAUCUCCCCAGCCGAACUGUGCAAGGAGACGUCAGUAACAUAAUAUUUUCCACUUUAAAUGUGAAGAAUGUAAGACUUGUUAUGGAUAAGGAUACUGAUAAGUUCAAGGGCUUUGGAUAUGUUGAGUUUGAAACUCUUGAGGAUCUUGAAAAGGCCUUGGAGAUGAAUGGAGAGGUGAUUGUUGAUGGAAACACUAUAAAAGUUGAUGUCGCCGAAGAAAAACGUAGCGAUAGAGGAGGAGGUUUUGACAGAGGUGGCAGAGGUGGGAGGGGCGGAAACCGAAGCGGUGGUUUUAGACAAGGCGGUGACAGGUAUGGGGGGAAUGACGACUUUGAUAGAAGAGGCCCUCCUAGGAACAAUUUCGGAGAUCGCGAUAGAGGCGGACACCGAGGAAACUAUGGUAAUUUUACAGGUGACGAUGGCCCCCACCGAGGAGGCCCAGGUGGUGGCAGCGGUGAAUGGGGAAUGCGUGGUCGGGGGACUCCCGGGAUGGGGGUUGGCGCAGGCGGCGGCGGAUUCAGCGGCAGCAGGCCGCGACCCGACAGAAAAGCCGUCAUUGAUGAUCUUCCGAAUCCCGAACCAGAUACCUCUCGUAGGCCGAAACUAAACCUCUUGCCACGGACCGUUAAAGAUCCAAUUAACACACUGGCAGAAUCCACCCAGAAUUUAGCGAUAUUUGGUGGUGCAAAACCGAGAGAAGAAAAUAUUGGCCAUGACGGCCAGAAAAAUAACGAAUAAUAUCACAAUCCACUUGUAUAUUCUUUAAGUUAUCCUGGAUAGCAAUUAUUUUUUGCAGAAUGUAACGCCGAUAAAACUGCACCUUUUUUAAUUACAAACGUUGUUUUGAUUUUUCUGUGUGUAUAAGUUGAAUCAUAAGAAAUCAGGUUUUGUUGUUGAUGAUUAAGGUGAAAUUAUGAUUGUGCUUUUACAUUUACUGUUAAGGCGUGAUUUAAAGGUUACAUAAAAUUACAAUAAAAUGUACAAAAAACUAACCCACCAUGACAUCCAUCAAUUGAUUCUAUGCAAACCAAAUCCCAUUGGAAUAAAAAUUUAAAUGGAAAAUAUUAUAAGGUUUCUUAGAUAAUCGAAUGAAAUUCAUCCUAAAGAAUGAUGCUUGUUCUGGAAGAACAUACGAGUAGAACCUUGGUGCAUGCUGUAAGUAGUACAUUUUUAAUAUACUCGUAUUGUUCUUUUGUCCGUUUGUCGCCGUUACGUAACAAUGUCUUACGAAAUAAGUAAACAGACUGUGUACCGGUACCAUGUGCAUAGGAGAAAUUGCACGCUACCCAAGUCAUUCUGUAACGCACCUGCUACUCAAAACACACGCGCACGCACAUUUUCUGCGGUUAUUUAUCAAUAGAAUGACUCGAGGAACGGCUUUUCUAUGAUGGAAACGUUGAAGAAUACAUUUUUUUCAAAAGGUGUUGAAACCACGCUCGCUUUCUAUUCUACUUCCCCGAUUUCAAAAAUUGGCUUAUUUGGCAUAUCACCGUAGAUUAACAAUUUUUGUUUGUUUCAAUGUUCAUAUCCGCUCCUUUGCACGUGAAAGAUUUAAUAAAAAUACUGCCAGUCAAACUUUUAAAUUGUCACAUAUGAAUGUGAAGUGGUCCCAAGCGUUACCGUUUUUAUGACUCGAAGGACGCAACACUAAGGCCCCAUUUUACUAAAAAGGUCUUUGAUCACAAAUUCAACCAAUGAGAAUGCGACUUGCAAAAUGUCUCAAAUUAGAUAUAAAUUAUACGAUUUGUGCAAGAUGGGUCCCUCCUGCCUCCUCCCUAUAUUAAAUCAAGAACAAACACUUUUUUCAUUGGCGGCCAUGAUACAAUGCACCAAAGCAUUUGAGCGAUGCAUUGACACAAAUCUGAUACAAUAUCUAUCUAUUGAUAUGAAAAUAACAGUGUCUCACUCUUGCAGUGCAAAAUUCAGCUUAAUCUCUAUUUCUUAAGGACAUAAAAUUACAGAAUUCUUAUUCUUUAAGAAGCAUCUCGCGCUAUCUACUGGGCAGUAUCACAACUACUUUUAGCUUUGCCACCGUUACCGCGACGCAGCGUGGUCGUGUAGUCGUGCUACCGUCCAGUAGGGUGCGCGACAUGUUCCUGCUAACAGUAAGUAAAUUCAUUAUUUACUCGAUAUUUGUUAAAUAAUAAACAUUCUACAAUUUUGUCUUGAAAUAAUUUAUUAAGCAUAAUUUUGUACAGCAACAGUGAGACGCUGCUAUUUUCAAUAAAAAAAUCAAUAAUGGCGUCUUGUCAAUCUAUUGUAUCAGGUUUGAUCCAUGUUUCGAAUAGGCCACAAGUACUUUUGGAUUUUUGGAAUUUGGGUCAACUUUUAUUUCCGGCCACAAAUGAAAAAAAAAAGGUUUUGAUAGCUAAAUUUAAGAAGCAUUUUUUUAUAUGGGAAUUAGGGACCCAUCUGACACAAAUCAAAUCAUCGGUAGUUUGAGAGACAUCGUGAAUGAAAUCAACCAAAUUCAUAAGAUCCCAUUACUUCGCUACUCAUUGACCCAAUUUGUACCAUAGUUGCAUACGCGCUAAAUUUGAUUCCCGCUGGGCAACAUCAAAAUUGUGUCUAAAGGUGAUCAACAAUAUGGUGGGCAGACCCGCCUUAUAAGUUUCUCAAAAACUGCACCGGCAGGAUCCCGGUUUGAAUCCGGUGAGAAAACAUUUACAGGCGUUGAGAGACCAUAUUUGCCUAGUGCUUUUUAUAUGCGAGUCUACCCACGAGACUGACAUAAAACAGUGUGCGUAGCAAACCCUGGAGUUAACAACUUAGUCUCGGUCGCCGUUUCGUAUCGCUGUGUCCUAUCACUGUCGUGGCACGGGACUGCACUUUAAAAGCUACUACACACAAGCCGGCGGCAAUACAAGCCGCCGGCAUAAGCCGCCAAGCAUCAUUCCGGUUGUGACAGUCACAUAGAACGCUAGUGAAGUGCAUAUUUUAUGGUUGGUUAGUUAAAAUGAAUAAGUAAAUAAUCAGCACAGCCGCCGCAGUUGUAAUUUUUAUUUUAACAAGAAAAGAAUACAAAAGGACGAGAAGGUUUUGGUUGCACCCAAGUUUACAAAAUAGAAAAUGGCGAAACGGUACUGUAAUGAUAGAAGAGUAUAAAAAAGAUGAUGUGGGGUGUCAGCGUUUGCGCAAUAGCAUGUUUUUUGGGUUUCUGUACAUCGUCUAUGCCUGCACCAGAUUUGUGCAACUGUUCGAACUUCUUUUUUCCCGAAAAUAAUGAGAGGUUACAUUCUUUAACUUUCUCUCUACUUCGCCUUUAUCAAUGUCAAAUACACUUGCAAUUAUGUUCAAUGCGUCGAUUGUUCCUAUUCUUAUAGUCUGCAUUUCUGGGAUUACAUAAUAUAUCAUUUUCAUGAAAUUUUUCAAUUAAGAGCAGCACAGCUUCGUCGUCCCAUUAAACGCAUUUUAAUUUGUUUAAACACACAAACCGCACAACACUACCGCUCGAAUACCAGGAACGAAGUGACGCCGGCAAGCCGCGUAAUCCGCCGGCACACCCCGGCGGCUCCUUUGCGCGGCAAGGCCGGCGGCUUUGUAUGCCACCGGGUGUACGGAGGCUUAGCCGGCGGCUUGCCCGGCGGCCCCGCCGCCGGCACUGUGUGUAGCAGCCUUUAGAGAGCAUGUCUCCACUGUAUGACCAUGUCUGAACACAGCAGUAGAGACAUUGGCCAAUCUGACGGCUGAUGACUGUGAUACGGUGUUCAGAAUCCUGAAAAUAUUUUUGUUAUAUUUUUAGCAUGAUGCAUGGACUUUGUGACAAGGUAGGUAAAUUGUAGCUUACUAGUGGAUAAUCUAGGACUCACAUGCGCAAGCUGGAUAAAAUGUCAUCAAACAGCACUGGUAGAUACUUUUACUUUUUUGCUUGAACAUGUUAAAUGUGAAAGUAACCUUUGGCUGAAUUUUGCCCUCAAUAAAUCUUAUUGCUAUUUCUUAAUUAGUCGCUGUCAUUAACCAAUGAUUCCCUUUCAGAUACAACAGGCAGGCCAAGGCUUAAACUCCUGCCAAGGACCGUUAAAGAUCCAAUAAACGCUCUAGCGGACUCGACACAAAACUUGACUAUAUUCGGCGGCGCGAAACCCAGGGAGGAAAAUAUUGCGCCCGAAGCUCUAAAAAAUGAAUAAUCACAAUUUACUUGUACAUUUCUCAUUCUGGAAAAUAAUUUAUAAUCGAUGAAUGUUGACACUGCAACUUUUUCAAUAACAAACGUCUGAAUAUCGUUUUGUUCCGUUCCUUUUAGUGUGUGUUGGUUAUUGAGUAUUGAUUAAUUUCACAUAGAUCGUGGAUGGUCUAGGUGACAAUCUUCCAUCAUUCAAGCUGGUGAUGUGUACAGUAAGAUGCUUAUAGUUUUGUGGAGUAUACUCUAAAGCUGAGAAUCCACUGAUGAAUAUCAGAUGCGAUUGAAAAUUGAUCUGAGCCCAUUACACGCGGACCAGUUGACAAGACGCGUUGCGCUACCACCCUACCUGAUACCAUGGGUAAGAAAUAGAAAUGGCUAAGCUCCAGUCGAUUCGUUGGCAAGUCGCAGUGUUUUUGGCCUAAAUCUCCACACCUGUGUUGUUAUUAUUCUACAUAGGUUUUAAAGUAGUGUAUAUAGAAAAAUCCCGUAUUACGUAACUGCAAUAUACCAGGUAUAGUGAUCUGAUCGCCGUAAUUGUCACUUUGAUACUUGAGCUAUGUGCUGUUGCUCUGAUAUGAUGUAACAUCUGCUUCAUGGAUGGCACUAGCGGCUGACAUUCAUAGCUUCUUUGGUAUAAGCUGUAAGUUCUAUACUAUAGAUCUAUUUCUUCAUAGGUCGCGUUUAUAGCGACUACACGUGGCGUGGGCUAGCGACUACCUAGUACAAGGAUGGGGAUAAGAUUAUUUUACAUAAUGUGGGUGCGGGCCGUUACGUGCAGACAAGAAGCGCAGUUUGUUAGCGGCAAUGAGGAGUUUGGACGAUCUAAAUAUUUGAAAACUGCCGAUAUGUAGCACAACUUGCGCUAAUUCGGUUGACCGACUAGUUCGCAGUAGCAGUGGCUUCCUUUUGAUCAUACCUCUGUGUGUAGCAGUCUGUCCAAAAAAAGCACAAGGAAUUUUUUUUAUCUGAUUUUUGUUUGAAUGAAUGUAUUUUGAAGAGGUCCACAUGAUGUUGUCGCGACCUGCUGGGGAACUGUUAAUGCCCUUUCCACGUACCGCGAGUUGUUUGUGAACUGUUCAAGACUCGGUGGAUACACACACACAGUUACGUCCCCUAUUUUGUUUGAAUAUGUGCUACGUUGGUGACCAAAUAAUGUCAACCGUUUGAACGUCUACGCAUAACAAGGUAGCCAUAUGGCUUUUAUCAUCCCGCAGGAGCAGUGAUGGUACUUUCAUGACGUUAGAGAAUGCUCAAAUACAUGAAAAAAUAUUCUUAGACUAAAUUCAAUACGAUUAUGUCAUGGCUGUGUGUAGAAUGUCAUUUACAAUCGGCAGUUUCAUUUAGAAAAUACAAAUAUUUGAAUUUUUAUUGCUAUGGGAUUAGGGCUUUACAGUGUUACCUUUAUCAUUUCUUUGGAAGGCAGUCUUUUUUUGAACAUGUGUUUACAGUUUAUACACACGUAUUCUAAUUUCUUUAUAUUAGACAUAGUAAAUAAGAACGUCUCCAUCUGGCUGAUAAUCCCUGUUUCCUAAAUCUAGUGAUCAACAUUGGUAUGACAGUUGAGGAACAAUUAAAAAAUUGAUAUGUUUUGAAGUUCUUAUAUAAUUGGAGAUUAUCCUGCUCUUACGAUAUAUCGUAAUUCUCUUUUUCAUACAUACAUAGUAUCCACAAAACCACAAUCAGUCUUGAUAUUGGGUAUAAUCAUCACCAGCUUUUAUCUGAAAGAAAAUUUGUUAAAACGAUUAGUUUUUUGUAAAAUGUUUUAGAGCUGCAUUUCGAUUUUGUUGGUAGAAUUAGGAGAAUAGUCAUUUGAAUGAAAUAGUCACCAGAUUUAUUUUCUUUUUCUGUUAUUCGAACUAUAUAAGUAACCAGUUUUACCCAUUGUCAUGAUAGGCAACGAAAUAAAUUUUAUUGGCAAUCAUAGCUAAUUUGUUAUAAGUAUAUUAUGGAUGUGUAGUGAACAGGUGUGAAAUCAUAAAAAAGGGAUGCAUUUUUUAUGAUUUGAGUUUCUGAUCAGAGCGUCAAAGUACAAUAUAUUUAAAAAGUACUUUUGUUAAUAAAGGUACUCGUAUAUUUAAAAUGAUUAUAUUGAAUAAACACACUAACACAAAGUGGUUCAGAAAAUAACAUCCAUAUUCCAAGGGGGAAAGUACGUCCAAAAAUAACACAAAAUGUUGAUACAAACGUGGGUUCCAAACUGUCAAGUUGAAAUACAAGGUGUUGAAGUCGUAAUUUCCAAAUUAUCUCCGAAGCGGAUUCAGGUAUGGACUUACAUUUUGUAUAUGCAGUAGUACUAGCAGAAGACUCAUUAAAAACAAAAAAAAAACCUGGGAUAUUUUAACUCUCACAGAAUGAAUCUAAAGCUUAAUAUUAAAAGUUUAUAUAUAUAUAUAUAUUACAAUGAGGGAGUAAUCUCAACUCGCUACAGCAUUAUUUGAAUAAUAUUAAUGUUUUUUUAUGUCACAUCAGUGAUGUAGAAAUUUUCCACACCCUGUAUUCUAGGUAAUGGGAGAUUUUAGGACAUAUGUUAGUAAUGUUUCAUGAUAUUUUUGGAUACACAUACUUUUUAGAACUAUCGAUGUUGUUUUUUAAUCAUCCUGUAUAAUUAUUAUUGUCCGUCCCACAUUUUGGAUUCAAUUACAGAAAUUUUUCCAAAUAUAUAUAUAAUAUAACCAUUUUAUUUACUAAAACUGAUUACUUGUAGUAACAGUAUAUUGCAUGCAUUAGAAAAAUAACUUUCGUUGGGAACUGUGUUACAUAUAUUUAUAUGUAUUUUCCUUGUCAACAUUGUAAAAAUGCUAUCUAUCUCUGGUGACUUUUGUAAAUUAUGGAGUAAAAUUUUUACGAUGCCCUUGACAGAUGUUACACAUAUUGUGUAGACUAUGCUGUCUAUGUAUAUUAAUUAUAUUAAAAAAUAAACGUUUGAAAAAAAUUAAA
This is a messenger RNA of Acanthoscelides obtectus, 7431 nucleotides long. The record is from the annotation of a GenBank genome assembly. Lineage: Eukaryota; Metazoa; Arthropoda; Insecta; Coleoptera; Chrysomelidae.